Stylonychia lemnae is the source of this 1053-nucleotide messenger RNA. Lineage: Eukaryota; Ciliophora; Spirotrichea; Sporadotrichida; Oxytrichidae. The record is from the annotation of a GenBank genome assembly.
AUGGAACUAAACAUGAUAGAUUAAACUAAUGAGAGUAUAGAAGUAGUGCAAAGUGAAAAUAAGGAAGAUUAAGUUAAUUUACAGAAUCAAGGGAGGGAAAAAAUGAGAAGGCAAUUGUUAGGGAACUCCAGAUGUGUUUCGGACUUUGAGAAAAUAUAGGAGAUUGGAGAAGGUACAUACGGAACUGUCUAUAAAGCUAGAGAUAAGACCACAGGCGAUAUAGUUGCACUUAAAAAGGUGCGUAUGCAUAAUGAGAAUGAUGGAUUUCCUAUCACAUCCCUAAGAGAAAUUAACAUACUAUCAAAUUUGAUGCACCCUAAUAUAGUCAAUUUAAAAGAGGUGGUAGUAGGGUAUAAAAAAGACAGCGUGUUCCUUGCAUUUGAGUAUUGUGAGUGUGAUAUUGCUAAUCUGGUUGAUUACAUAAUGAGGCGAAAGGAAUACUUAAAUUUGGCUGAGAUCAAAUGCCUCAUGAUUCAGCUGAUUAAAGCUGUACUUUAUCUUCAUGAGAAUGAUAUAAUUCACAGAGAUCUUAAGUUUUCAAAUCUAUUGAUAAACUAAAAAGGGCAGGUGAAACUAGCAGAUUUUGGUCUAGCAAGGAAAAUUGGAUAUCCACUUUAACCAUAUACUGCAAAGGUUGUGACAUUAUGGUAUAGAGCUCCAGAAAUUUUACUUAAAGCUCCUCAAUAUUCUAAACCUAUUGAUACAUGGGCUAUUGGAUGCAUUCUAGCAGAAUUUUUAAACUAUGGUUAUCCUAUUUUAGCUGUAAGCAUUAUUUAUAAAUUCAUUCAUUAUAAGGGAAAUAAUGAGAUAGACUAGUUUAAGAAAAUAUGUGAUUUAAUUGGAAAACCAAGCAAAAGAGUGUGGCCUGAUUUCUUUGAUUUGCCGAAUAGCAAGCAUCUGCUAUCACUUGUGGAUAAUACAUACAACAACAUUGAAUAGAAAUUUACUAAAAUGAGCAUCAAUUGUAUUGAUUUACUCAAUAAAUUACUAGCCUGGGAUCCGUCUCAAAGAUUAACAGUAAGAUAUAUCAACCUAAUCUCUUAUUUAAGCUGA